Molecule: messenger RNA, 7263 nt
Organism: Sebastes umbrosus (honeycomb rockfish)
Lineage: Eukaryota; Metazoa; Chordata; Actinopteri; Perciformes; Sebastidae
Gene: kif5ab
Product: kinesin family member 5A, b
Exons: 29
Coding region: 1-3288 (1095 amino acids)
Biological process (GO): microtubule-based movement; mitotic spindle organization
Molecular function (GO): microtubule motor activity; ATP binding; microtubule binding
Source: RefSeq, a predicted model, not a curated record
AUGGCUGAUGCUAACGCAGAAUGCAAUAUCAAGGUGUUGUGUCGAUUUCGUCCUCUGAACAAGUCUGAAAUUAUCCGAGGAGAUAAGUUCAUCCCAAUAUUUCAAGGAGAAGACACAGUCAUCCUCGGGGGGAAGUCCUACGUGUUUGACCAGGUGUUCCCCACUAACACCACCCAGAUACAGGUCUACAACACCUGCGCCAAGCAGAUCGUCAAAGAUGUACUCGGGGGAUACAAUGGGACUAUCUUUGCCUAUGGGCAGACGUCCUCUGGAAAAACGCACACCAUGGAGGGGAACCUGCAUGAUCCCCAGGGAAUGGGAAUCAUCCCCCGGAUCGCGGAGGACAUUUUUGAACAUAUAUUUGCGAUGGAUGAGAACCUCGAAUUUCACAUAAAGGUCUCCUACUUUGAGAUCUACAUGGAUAAAAUCCGGGACCUGCUGGAUGUGACAAAAACCAACCUGUCGGUGCAUGAAGACAAACACAGAGUUCCUUAUGUGAAGGGCUGCACAGAGCGUUUCGUCACGAGUCCCGAGGAAGUGAUGGAUGUGAUAGAUGAAGGGAAGGCCAACCGUCACGUUGCUGUCACCAACAUGAAUGAGCACAGUUCCCGCAGUCACAGCAUCUUCUUGAUAAACAUCAAACAAGAGAACGUGGAGACAGAGCUGAAGCUGUGUGGGAAGCUGUACCUGGUCGACCUAGCUGGGAGUGAGAAGGUCAGUAAGACAGGUGCAGAGGGAGCAGUGCUGGAUGAGGCCAAGAACAUCAACAGAUCUCUGUCGGCCCUGGGGAACGUCAUCUCAGCCUUGGCCGAGGCAACGAAAUCUCAUGUGCCGUACCGUGACAGCAAAAUGACUCGCAUCUUACAGGACUCGCUGGGAGGGAACUGCCGCACCACCAUGUUCAUCUGUUGCUCUCCCUCCAGCUACAAUGACGCAGAGACCAAAUCCACCUUGAUGUUUGGCCAACGAGCCAAGACCAUCAGAAAUACUGUAUCGGUGAACCUGGAGCUCACAGCAGAGCAGUGGAAGAAGAAGUACGAAAAGGAAAAGGAGAAGAACAGGUCAUUGAAGGAGACUGUUCAAAGACUGGAGGCUGAGCUGAACCGCUGGAGGAACGGUGAGGAUGUUGGUGAGUUGAAUCAUCCGAGCCCAGGAUCGGAGGACGUCCCCCUGGUGCCUCCCGAAUCUGAGGAGCCGCUUCUUGACAUCUGCAGCCCCUGCAGCCCCUGCAGCCCCUGCAGCCCCUGCUCAAUUGCCUCCUCCAUUGUGGUUCACAUCUCUGCAGAGGAGCGGCAGAAGUACGAGGAGGAGAUCCGCAAGCUUUACAAGCAGCUGGAUGAUAAGGAUGAUGAGAUCAACCAUCAGAGCCAGAUGGUGGAGAAACUGAAGGAGCAGAUGCUCGACCAGGAGGAGCUGCUGGCAUCAUCCAGGGGGGACAGCGAGAAGGUGCAGUCGGAGCUCGGCAGGCUGCAGACGGAGAAUGAAUCCUCUAAGGCCGAGGUGAAGGAGGUACUCCAGGCCCUGGAGGAGCUGGCAGUCAACUACGACCAGAAGAGCUUGGAGGUCGAGGAGAAGAGCGUGAAGAACAAGCUGCUGGCUGAGGAGCUCGCAAAGAAAAUGGCUCACCUCAUGGCUUUAGAGGCAGAGCUGUCCCGUAUUCAGGAAGUGAGCAGCCACCAGAGGAAACGCAUCGCUGAGAUUCUCAGUGCGCUGAUGAGGGACCUGAGUGAGUUCAGCACCAUCGUUGGAAACAGGGACAUCAAGCUGCCCAUGGAGAUCACCGGUGCGAUCGAGGAGGAGUUCACAGUGGCCCGCCUCUACAUCAGUAAGAUAAAGUCAGAGGUGAAGUCCAUGGUGAAGCGCUGCCGCCACCUGGAAACCCUUCAGAUGGAGUGUCACCGCAAGAUGGAGGAGACGGGCAGAGAGCUGUCCUCGUGUCACCUCCUCGUUUCCCAGCACGAGGUAAAGAUCCGCUCGCUAACGGACUACAUGCAGAAUGUGGAGAUGAAGAAGAGGAAGCUGGAGGACAGCUAUGACUCUCUGAGCGAGGAGCUGGCCAAACUCCAAGCUCAAGAGAGCGUGCUACAGGUGACCAACGGAGAGAAUCACUCGUCUGUCCAGGAUCCCUGUGAUAUAAAGAGGGCUCUGGAGCAGCAGAUGGAGUCGCACCGUGAGUCGCACAGCAAACAGCUUGGCCACCUGCGAGACGAGAUCAAUGAGAAGCAGAAGAUCAUCGACGACUUAACUGAUUGUAACCAGAUGCAGCAGCUGGAGUUGGAGCAACUGCACUGUGACUUUGAACAUCUCAGGAGCCAAGAGCAUCACAAGAGCCGGCAGCUUGAGGAACUGACAUUUCUCCAUGAGCGACACGAGCAGUCAAAGAGGGAUCUCAAAGGGCUGGAAGAGACUGUUGCUCGUGAGCUCUACACCCUGCACAACCUCCGCAAGCUUUUCGUUCAAGACCUCACGGCUCGAGUUAGAAAAAGUGCACAGAUGGAGCAGGAUGAUAGUGGGGGAUAUAUCACCCAGAAACAGAAGAUUUCCUUUCUCGAAAACAACCUGGACCAGCUUACAAAAGUUCACAAGCAGCUGGUACGUGACAAUGCAGAUCUUCGCUGUGAGCUUCCAAAACUGGAGAAGCGUCUUCGGUCUACAGCUGAGCGGGUUAAGGCGCUGGAGGGUGCUCUGAAGGAGGCGAAGGAAGGAGCCAUGAAGGACCGCCACCGCUACCAGCAGGAGGUGGAGCGUAUCAAAGAUGUGAUGAGGACUCGCCAUCCCUUCCGCCGACCCCAUGCUGCACAGAUAGCCAAGCCUGUGCGUGCUGGCCACUACCCACUGUGCUCUCCCACCAACCCCUUCUUCAUCCGAGGCUACAGUGAACACCCCGUUGCCUUCUGCAAAACUGUUUUCCACAACAGCAACAACCAACAAGCAGUUGCUCCUGCUGCUGCUCCUGCUGCUCCUGCUGCUCCUGCUCCUGCAACACCAGAGAGUGAGCCCAGGUUACAUGAGGCCAACUCCAACCAGGACAGCCCCACCAAACACCUCGAAUCCCAAAACAACGGUUUACAGGACAACGACGCUCAGGAAAACACGCUUCCGGCUGAACCACCGAGCAAAGCAGACAAGAACACCGCAGAGAUGCUUGAUUCAGAAAAUGGAAACACCACAGAUAUCAAUGACAACAGCAUGUGUCUGAAUAUGACUUCUGUGUCCAGAACUGACGUCUGUGACAAUCAGGACCCAGCCAACCUCUACAGCCGGCAGCCGGAGACCUCAGCCAGCUAAUAGUCCUGAGCAGGCAGACGUUUCUUUCUGAGGCCUCCUCUGUAAAUCUGCAUGCAGCUGAUCACUGUCCUCUCAACCUCCCCCUUCCUCUCUCAUCCUGCUCACCUGCUGUAAACAGACCUCUAUCUCUCCCGUGUCCCCUUUCUCUCCCCUGCUUGCUCCUCUCCGAUCCGAUCCCUUCUCCUUCCUGUACAAUGGUGUGGGAUGUAUGUGAGAUCCAUGGCAAGCACUGCAUCUCAAAUGCCCGACUUGGCAGCUUACACCCAUAUUGGUGCACACCCUCCCCCAUAACGGUGGGGGAGAGACGGUGCAGUGCUUUAGGUAACCACUAGGAUGUGCUGUUAGUCUCAGUGAGGGUGUCACAGUGGACAUGAAACCAGUACAUUUUAACAGUAAGCUUUAACAGUAUUAUGAAAAGUUAAACCACAUGAAAACAGUGAACCUCAAACUGACUUUACUAAUAUUUACACUUUUGACUGUGCAUGUUGAUUUUUGAUGUCGGUCUUCAGUACAUGAACGAGGAAGAGAGAGCAAGUGAGGCAACAUUACCGUGAAAUGUUUCAGUCUAAAAUUACACUGUAAGUCAAUGUAAAUGGAGAAUUCAGUCUUUAAAAGGAAUUGCGCUAAAAGGAUAAGGCUGGCACUAUUCAGUAUUUUUGUUAUUGCCAACAAAUCUCAAGAAAAGACAACAAUGUGUUACUGUGCCCGACCUGCCUUUGGCUCUCAGUCUUAAGACAACUGAAGACGUAAAUAUUUAAAAACAGGCCUUGAAUAUAUUUUUAUUUUUUAAUAAAGGGUGCAGUAAUUUCCUGAAAACAACUAGGCACUAGGCACUACUAAAACAGGAGUAAAUAGCGCAUUUGUUAUGGACUAUUUUCAGCUGUGGAUUAAAACACAUUUGGUGUUUUAGUGGCUUUUUACAGCAGCAGGAUGGCGUAUGACGGAUUGACUCAAAAUAAACUGCAGUGCCAUCAGGAUAAUUACAAUACUGUAUGAUAAUUUUAGAAACAGUGUCCGUAGUCAUAGUAACAAUAUAGUCCAUAGUGUUGCCACGUAGGUAGACCGACACACACUAAACUAAAAUACACAUACGCACACCUGCCACAGUUGAGACUUGGCCGAGCCUUAAUUUAGACAAUAGACAAUUUCUCACAUUUGACCUUUUUUUAUUCAAAUUAAACAAAGGAAAAUUAAGUUUAUAUAUAGUAUACAGUCUUUAACUCCUCAAGAUUCUUGUAUUUUGGUACCCUUUGAGGAUAUAUUUCAAAUACUUACAUUCCAUAAUACAAAGCUUUUCUCUUGUUAGAUUAAGAUAAAUAGUCACCCAAUUAACCCCUAUAUCCAUAUACAGCCUAGCAAGUUUUACUUUUCGUAAAGACCUUUUCAAUCUUAAAGUUUCAGAUGGCUCUGUUAGUGGCACCUGAUGAACCGUAGCGCUAAAUGAAGAAGUUGGUUAGAACUUUGUUUCAAAAUAAAAAACCUCAGAUAUCAGUCGCCACAGCAUGUCUGACUUUCGGUACACUGUUCUGGUUUUAACUAGUCUGAAAAGCAACUUCGACUGAACCUCGAGUGAAGUCUAAAACACGUGAUUUCUGAUUGGUGUUAAAAGACUGACUGUGUCGUAGUAGAGAGACUUAUAAGCUGUAAAUCAACAAAAAAAACUGCCUGUCAGGGAUCGUCUGUGAGAUAUUCAGUCAUUGUCAUGUCAACCAAAAGCAUGACGCAGGGGGAAAAAAAGAAAUGUGUAGCAACUAUUUUUAUACUGCUCGUUUCAAAGAAAUAUAUUUAUCAUUUUGCUCUAUUUUAAAUGUUAUUUAUUUGCUAUUUAUUCUUAAUUUAUAGCAGUUGUUGAAUGUGAAGCAUUUUGCAUUAGUUUUGCUGUGUGCUUUGAAUGUUUUGGAUUUCAGAUUUCCAACGUUUUGUCAUUGAAUGAAAAUGCGUGCACGUGUGCAGCAGCUGCCGUUCCAAUAUCUAUUAGUUUAGGAGAUGACUAAUCCUGCGGAUCUUUAUGAACCACCUCAGAUUGAAACCAAAGCCCUGAUUGUAGUGAUUCAUCUAAACCAGGGGUUACUGUAGGUUAUCAGCUGAAACAGCCCUGUCUCAUCCCUCUGACACACACUGAUCACCUAAUCAGCCAAUGAGGUGUUUGACCUUUGACCCCAGAAUUCAGAUAUAUUACAUUUCCUGUUACUUGGGUGCAGUCUAAGUUAUCUGAGCAGAUAAGUUGAUUGACUGUCCACACACACAGUAAUGGUCACGCCGCCCUUCAAACUCUCUUAUUGACCUCCUGAUCAGCCAGUCAGGAUGAGAGAGUCAACGCAGUAUGGACUGUAUACGUAUGUGUGUGCGUGUGUGUGUGUGUAUUUUGGGAGAGACCAGGAGUUGUAUCUCAGCAGAGUCUCUCACUCUUUGACAAUCCUUUCAACAAAACAGACCAGUAACGCUUUACAUUACAGCCUGCAAACUAAAGUGCAGAUAUUUUGUAAUACUAAUGGGGUACUUACCUAGUAGGCAUGAGAGAAGAAGUACAUGAGAGGGUUACAAAUUUGUGUUUUUGGGGCACCUAGAAAUAAAUUACACUUAAAGUACUUUUUUUUAAAUUAACUUGUAUUAACAGGGGACCAACAGACUUGGUGUAUAUGUUGUUUUACAAUAACUACAGUAUGUCAUGAAAAGGAGCUAAACUUCAUCUGGCACUUUAAAGGUUCUCUAUGUGAUAUCCACUGCAUUAAUAUAGCAGCAAACAACUGUUUUCUAUGUAAAGAUAUAGAGGAGUAAUGUCUACCUGAGCAGAGAAUGAAGUUGCUCUCCCUCUGUGUGUGUUGUAAUCUGAGCUUCAUCCAAAAUUACAUUACUGUUCUUAAGUAUUAUAUCAUCAUUUUAAAAAAGCAUAUAGCUACAGCUGUAAAGCCUGAUGUUUUGUUGCCCCACAACAUAUAAUGGCUACCAUAUCAUAUACUGUAUAUGGUAAUCAUACGGUAAUCAUAAGUACUCUGUAUUUGAAUUAUUUUUAUAUAAUUUCCCGAAACUCUCUCCUAAACUAAAUUGUUUUGUAAAUCAUAAUUUUAAAAUAAAUGAUAACUAAUUUCAUAGCACUGUAGCCCCGUUCCUCAUUUCCCCUCUUAAACAUAAAGUUGUUACCCCUUUACACUUUAAUAUCUUGUCCUCUACUCCUGUACUUCCCUCCCCGGAUUUGUCCUGUGUAGUUACCCAGUAAGCAUUUUACCGAUACCCUGUACAUACUAAAUUACUACGUUACAUAAAUUGUGGGCUGUAAUCUCAAGCGUUACCGACAGACCCUCUCUUCUAUAUUUAUAUUGAGGCUUAUCAGAAAUGCAUGAAGCACUUUAUACUAUUAUUAUUUUCUUUAUGCUUUCUCUCUUCGUUCCUCUUCACAAGACUUUACACUGAGUAUGUAAUACUGCGGUAGUUCAGUUCGACUUUCUCCAAAGGCUGAAAAAGGACGUUGAACUUGAGAAACUCUACACUAUCAUCGUGUGGGAGUUUGCAUAACCUAAAGAAACCAUGAGAUGAAUGUGAAUGACCUUUUUUGCUGUUGAUCAAUGCAAACCACACAGAAAACAACUAUUCCCCUGACAUGUCCUGUGGUUGUACACUGAGCUGUAAAUGUGUGGACGAGUGUAGACUUUAUUUUCAUUCUUAAUGUUCUGUUCGUCUGACAGUUAAUUGUAACCAAACUGAAAAUAUUCCGGCAAGGUAAAUAAUAUGUGAUCCUGUAGCCUAAAUAUGCAGAAAUAUAACUAUGACACGAAUGGUAGGGUGGUUUGAAAAAAAAGAAAAGAAAAAACAGAUGCAAAAUGUCUGUGUUCGUUUGUACAUGUGUGCGUUGGUGGGUUUGUUUAUAGCGUGUGAUUUAGUGCAUGCAGUACUUUCUUCUGUAGCUGCUGAACAACAGUACUGUUAUCUCAUGGAAGUCCUUUCAAUAAAGAUGAUCCUGUGUACAUAUUAUCAUUA